ACCGGAAGUUCACUAACUCAUUUGCAUACAGUAGGAAACCUAUAAAGUUUUCGAAACACCUUUUUAAAAAAAGUUCCAAAAUGAUGAUUUUAACUGAAAUAGUCAGCAGGUAUGAUGAUUAGGAAUGGCAAGUAACGGUUCGAGAAGACAUGCUUCAACUACGAUGAAGAUUAGAUUAACAGUUUUCUGUGCCAAGAAUUUGUGCAAAAGAGACUUCUUCCGAUUACCAGAUCCGUUUGCCAAGAUCAGUGUAGAUGGGUCCGGACAAUGUCACUCUACUGAAGUCUGUAAAAAUACUCUAGAUCCGAAAUGGAAUCAACAUUAUGAUCUUUAUAUUGGUCAGACAGAUUCUGUCACUAUAAGUAUAUGGAAUCAUAAGAAGAUUAACAAGAAGCAAGGUGCUGGAUUUCUAGGAUGUGUUCGUAUUAUGUCAAAUGCAAUCACACAGCUCAAAGACACUGGAUUUCAGCGUCUGGACCUGCAGCGUAACAAUGCAGAUGACCAGGAGCCUGUACGUGGACAGAUUGUGAUAAGUUUGAUAUCUCGUGACCGUGGUAACUCAGGGAUCGGACCAGCCGUGACUAACUCAACACAGAUUAAUAAUUCCAUUCCAAACGAUGUUCACGAACUCCCUGACGGGUGGGAGGAGAGGAGAACAGCCAAUGGAAGAGUUCAUUAUGUAAACCACAUUACCCGUACAACACAAUGGGAACCUCCAACAAGGCCAGCUAUAGAAACGUCCCAGUCAUCUGUCAGAAUAACAACGUCUACAGCAUCCCCAACUACGUCCAACAGUAGUAAUAGUGAGAGACGAUCAUCAUCAGCUACGCGUCUAACUUCUAGUGCUUCCCACAGACAUCGUGAUCGUGCAAAUUCUAGCGCGCACAGACACAGUACAUCAUCAUUAAACCCUCCGCGUAUUCACAGUGCCCAUAGUUCAGUGACUAGAAAUAAUGACCUCAGUUAUAAUAGCAAUAGUGAGGACAAUACAAGUAGUCCGUCCGAGGGAGAGUUUCCACGACGACGGUCUACACGUAGGCGCAAUUAUUUAAAUCGGAAUCAGUUACAUAAUGCAGUGGAUUUACCACAAGGUUAUGUUCGAAUCACAAAUCGUUCAGCAGGUCGUGGAAAUGGCAUUGUGGAACAACGAACUACACAACAAGGUCAGGUAUAUUUCCUGCACACACAGACCGGUGUCAGUACCUGGCAUGAUCCCCGUGUUCCCAGAGAUAUAUCAAAUUUGGAUGUGCUGGAACGAGAGUUAGGGCCACUGCCUCCAGGAUGGGAAGCAAGGCAUACAGGCAAUGGGCGUGUAUAUUUCGUUGACCAUAAUAACAGAACAACUCAAUUUACAGAUCCUAGACUCACUUCUAAUAUUGACUUGAUACAGAGUCGAAUAAAAAAUACGAGUGAUAAGGAGAAUGAGAACCCCGUGCCAAAAUACAAGCGAGAUUUGGUUCAUAAAAUGAAGAUAUUAAAACAAGAGUUUACUAGUUUACAACCUCAGGGCGGACAUUGUAGACUAGAAGUUUCUAGAGAAGAAAUUUUCGAGGAUUCAUAUCGUCAAGUUAUGAAAAUGCGAGCAAAAGAUUUACGUAAACGAUUAAUGGUAAAGUUUAAAGGAGAAGAAGGGUUAGAUUAUGGUGGUGUAGCAAGGGAAUGGUUUUGUCUACUGUCUCAUGAAAUGUUAAAUCCAUACUACGGUUUGUUCCAGUACGCGAGAGAUGAUAUUUACACUUUACAAAUCAACCCAGACUCUCAUGUUAACCCAGAGCAUUUGUCGUAUUUUCAUUUUGUUGGACGUAUACUGGGCAUGGCAAUAUUUCACGGACACUACCUGGAUGGAGGCUUCACAAUGCCUCUGUAUAAACAGUUAUUAUCUAAACAAGUGACCUUAGAUGACCUUGAAAGUGUUGAUCCAGACCUUCAUAGAAGUUUACUAUGGAUGUUGGAUAAUGAUAUAGAGGAAGUCUUAGACCACACGUUCUGUGUAGAAAGUCACUCAUUCGGUCAGUUCCAACAACAUGAACUUAAACCUGGUGGUGAUGACAUCAAAGUUACAGAGGAAAACAAGAAAGAAUAUGUCAAGUUGUAUGUACAGUGGGUAUUUAUGAGAGGUAUUGAAGCCCAGUUCCUCGCGUUACAGAAAGGUUUCCACGAGAUCAUUCCACAACAUUUACUCCGACCAUUUGAUGAAAGAGAAUUAGAGUUGAUGAUAGGUGGAUUAGGGAAGAUAGAUUUAGACGACUGGAAGUUACAUACAAGAUUAAAACAUUGUACACCAGAUACUAGUAUAGUGAAAUGGUUCUGGAAGGCGGUAGAUAGUUACGAUAAUGAGAUGAGGGCUAGAUUGUUACAGUUUGUCACUGGAAGUUCACGAGUUCCAUUACAAGGAUUUAAAGCAUUACAAGGAUCUACAGGUGCUGCCGGACCACGAAUGUUUACCAUCCACCAAGUUGAUACAAAUACUGAUAACUUACCCAAGGCUCAUACAUGUUUCAACCGUAUAGAUAUCCCACCAUACGAGAGUUAUGAGAAACUUUAUUCUAAACUGACAUGUGCUGUUGAAGAGACGUGUGGAUUUGCUGUAGAAUGAACAGUUUAUUUCUAUGCAUUGUGGGAUUGACUUCUCACAGGAAGUGAUGUCAUUUCCUGUUUUUGAUUUAUUUCGAACAAAGAAAUAUUCCAGUAAAUGUGAAUAAAAAGUCAGAAAACUGCAAUAUAAAUUGUGAACAUUUACAUGGCAUUAACAGUGAAGAAUACGAAUGAAAAAUCAUACAGAGCAAAGUAAGACGAAGGUAUUUGUUCUAGAAGAGUGUUCUGAUACUCGGACUUCCUGGUUGUGAUAAUUAUAGUUGUCAGGUCCAUACACUCAUUGACAUUAUUCAAACUUCAGGUGAACACAAAAACAUUAUGCAAGAAAUUGCCACAAGUAUUACAACACAAGUGAACACUUUCAUUUGAAUAUAUGUAAUAAGUAUCAACAUAUAAACUACACUGUAUGUACACUGUGUGUACUCCAUAUGUGUAAAGUAUCUGUGUAUUAUGAUUUAUUAACACCAGUCAAUUUCUACAAAAUGCUUAGCACAGGAUCUGGACUGAGGUCAGAAAAGAGCAAAAAGUAACUUUAUGGAAAUAGAGGAAAGUGAGGUAUGGUGUUGGUAUAAUGGUAUGAGACUAUACUGCACAUGACAAUAAGUCUGGUACAGUGACUUGUGACGUGACGGGAUACAGUAGUUGACCAGUAUUGUGAUAUUAUAUACAUGUGUUGUUUGUUUUAUAGUUGUACAAUAUAAUUACUAAUAUUUACUCACAAUGUAAGCAAAAUGAAUUUGUUUUUUGCCCAGUGCUCAUGUAAUAAUUGAUUAAUAAGUAAUUGAUUUACUAACCAGAUUUUUAAAAUUGAAUUUCAAAGUAGAUGUAAUAAGCAAUUUAGUGGACCAAGUCUUCAACACAGAGUACUUUACAAUUGAGAGAGGCAGCAAAAAUCAGUUUACUAUAUACUAGUAUACUCUGUGUUAUAGUAAGAUGUUUGGGUCUGUCUUCGAAAUCAAAACUGGAAAAUCAUCACCAUAUGAUAUUUGAUAAUAAAAGAAAUGUGACAUAAAGGCUUAAUUUAGUGUAUUACAAUCAUGCUGUGCUACUGGCACAUUAGCAGGUUUUUUUCCGCAUAUUUAUAGCAAAAAGAAGAAAAAAAGUUGUAAGAGAGAAAAAAAUGUUUUUUAAGCAUAUCAGAAGGAAAAAAGCCCUGUCUUGUCUCUGGAGAACGGUUUUUGUAUUACAUGAUUUUAUAUCCAAGCCUCUCCAGAACUCCAGUCAUUUUGAAAGUCUGUUAUUUAGCCUUGAGAUUCCACUUGAAGAAGAGCGAGAUUUUCUGUAAAAUAGUCAACAUGCUUAAAGACAAUCUGUUCUUGUUGUUUUGUGUAAAUUUACUGAAAUCUAUCUCAGCAUUCAGGUUUACAA
Messenger RNA from Ruditapes philippinarum (Manila clam), 3963 nucleotides. RefSeq names its product E3 ubiquitin-protein ligase SMURF2-like. NCBI's taxonomy places the organism in Eukaryota, Metazoa, Mollusca, Bivalvia, Venerida, Veneridae. The record is from RefSeq and is a predicted model, not a curated record. The coding region runs from base 125 to 2596 and encodes 823 amino acids. Gene Ontology annotation, molecular function: protein binding; ubiquitin protein ligase activity. The transcript is spliced from 19 exons. Gene Ontology annotation, biological process: negative regulation of BMP signaling pathway; ubiquitin-dependent protein catabolic process.